Messenger RNA from Aspergillus ibericus CBS 121593, 2605 nucleotides. RefSeq lists its product as uncharacterized. Bases 1 to 2196 code for a protein of 731 amino acids. The record is from RefSeq and is a predicted model, not a curated record. Lineage: Eukaryota; Fungi; Ascomycota; Eurotiomycetes; Eurotiales; Aspergillaceae. The transcript is spliced from 4 exons.
AUGAGGUCAUUGAGACACACACAUCAGGCCCUCCAUGGCACACAUCUGCAAAGUCUCUCAAUGCCACGCCGGCCUGGCAUUGUGCCUCGUGAUCGAUUGCCUUUGCUAACGAUGGCCGAAACACCAACGCUAGCGAGGAGGGAGCCUUUGCCAUCUACCGACUCCUCCUCUAGCUCAUCUUCUUCAUCCAGCGAGACCAAACCGACAAGCACGCUUACUACCACGACUUUGCCCGUUGUUCUAGGAGCAGUGAUUCCCGUUGUGAUUGCCAUAGCUAUUCUACUCUACCUGCACCGCAGAAACGUGAAGAAGCUCCGUAACGAGGACGCGAAUGACAAGCACAAAUCUCUCGACUUUGGUCUAGAUUUGGCGCCCACGGGGGCGAAGCCCAUGCAACAGGCUGAGAAACUUGAUCGUAACGCGGCUCAUAAUAAAGGGGUAUCGCUGGAUAUCGGGCCUAGCCCCUAUCUUCUUCCGCCUGGAUUGCACAAUUCCAGGGAAUCCCUGAGUUCUCUGUCCAGAUCCAUCGGUGAUGGGGAUGAUGACAAGUACCGACAUGUAGGGUCGUUUCUGGGUGACAAUGCAUCGCUCAGGUCGCACUCGAGAGGUCCCCAGGAUGAUGCGUCAAGCUUUACGGGCUCAACCAGACGGGGCGCGCUUGGUGACGAUAUGAACCAAGGGCUUCUGCGAAAUGCCCAAAGAAUGUCGCGCUCAUCGCCUCCGCUCUACACAAUUCCUUCUGCCGAUCGCAAUGUGCAGAGUCCAGCCAGCUCUGAUCACGAACGCGAUCAUGGGUUUCAGCUGGACCUGCCCAGAAGCCCGAGCCCCGUGCAUGUACCGGGAAUGACUAUCAGCGAGCCGAACCCAAUGACAAGCCACGAACCCGAAUUCAGUGGAACCCAUGUCAAUGCUGAGGCUAGUGCUAAGGAGAAGCGCUUAUCGCAUAUGCCUUUUGAAAAUGCACAGUACUCAAACCUGACCCAUCCCAGCGAUAACAGUCAGAAUGAGGACGUGGGUCCCAGUCCACUCCCUCAGCAUCAUGCAAUUACCCCGUUACAUGAUCCUCUUCCACUUCACCUGGACUCAAACACAACUUCCGCGCACACCGCAUCGAUUCCCACUCCUCGGAUCUCGCUUCCUCUGAGUGAUGCGCCUAGCGAUUAUGGUGACGCAAGGAGGUCAACAAUCCCAUCCUUCAAUGUGCAAGAGGUAGCCAGCAUCGCGGGCCCUGCAGAUAGCCCGGAGAAGUCCACUGUCCCUGCAGUGCUUUCGGAAGAGCCACGAACUCAGAACGCAGGUCUUGAUCCUCGUCGUGAGACCCGACGGAUGACCCUUGGGCUUCGUCCUCUGCCGCCAGAGGAUCCAUCUGACAACCCCGAGCAACGUGCCAAUCGUAUCCGGUCAUUCUACAAGGAAUACUUUGAUGAGAAUAAAACAGGUCGGGAAACAGUCUACCAGGACUAUGGGCCGGAGGUCUACGCUGAAAAUGGUGGCUAUGUGUACGAUCCUAUGAUGGGUGAUCACUUUAAUGCAGUCCCGGCGCCAUUUGCUGAACCGGUAACUCGCCGUGCCAUGACUCCUCCACCUCGCGCGCCUCCGCGCUUUCAAGGGGCAGCUCGGCAUAUGGCCACCGGCUCGGACGGAGGCUUCAACGAUCGAUUCCAAAGCCCCGGCCCCCGUGCAUUUUCCUCUGCCUCUGGUCGGUUACCAGGACCACCAAAGCCGCGCAAGGCGGUGCCCCCACCGUCACCACUUCAAAUCCUUCCUACUCCGCAUAUGUUGAAGGACGAUUCCUUAAUGACGGCCAUCGAUUAUGCUCCCGCCAAUCACUUUAAGGAUCAGAAGGAGGGCCGGCCAGGGACGCCUUUAGGUGGUCUACAGCCAUUUAGCCUGGCGGUGCCAGUCCAUUCGCCACUCGUCUCUGCUUUCGACGACCUUUCAGCCCUACCUAGCGCGCACGCAUUGCGAAAGUCAGGCGCUUAUGACACUUUGGACUUUGCACCUCCUCCUCGCUUCAAGAAUGAUACUGCAAGCGAUGCAGGCAGUAUUCGCAGCAACCACACAGGGAUUUCCACAACCCAUCUGCACAACAUCCGCACUGGUGCGUAUCGCGUCAGCCGCUUGCCCCCGGACACUGUGGGUACCAAGGAUGAUUUGAUAUCAAACCUCCGUCCUACAUGGGAUAUGCGGCAUUAAACAUCGACGUUUCUGCUUAGUUCUUUCUUCCCCGCCGUAACGAUUUCCCCCUUUGCCACAGUCAUCUGGUGCUUACAUACCUUAUCACGAUCUAUUCUUGUCUAUUAUAUUCUGUCCCAGCGGUACUUCUUUGAGGAACCGGGCUUGAUUUAGCAACUUUCCCGAUGUUCAGUGGCGUGAUACAUACAAGGGGCUUCUGUUCUUCGUAUCUGCUUUUACUAGGCGCUGGAUAUGAAUAGUCAAUUUCCAUAACCUUCAACUUGCAAAUAUGAUAUUCUUGGAGGCGGAUCGUCGGAGGCCACGGCCGAUGAUUCCCGAUCCCAAAUGUAUUGGAACUAGCGCCAUGUUUAUAUAUCACACUUAUCAAUUUUGUGCUGUGUAGGCACUGCCUGCGAAGAAUCUCAGUACG